AGCUUUUGGCACAUCAUUUUCGUUUCAAAAGUCCCAAUCAAUCCACGAAGAAUCAAGAUGAUGAAGGUUAGUCGGUUCGACCCUGUCUACGAGGAUGGGGAAACAAAGGUAGAAUGCCCCGAUGAAUUGCUUUCCGUACCAUUAAUGCUUGUGAAAUCUCUCAGCAAGGGCAUCACCACCAAUUGGAAGCCCGACAUGCCGUUUGACAAACGCGUGUUCCAUGUCGGUAUGCACCCUGUCGAGGGUGUUGGCAAGGCUCUAUAUGCUAGUCAGUUCAUUCCCAAGGGUAGUUACAUCCUUACCUUCUGUGGACCAUUGGUCAACGAAGAAGAAGCCACCAAGAGAGACCUGGCCAACUACGGGCGCGAAAUGGGAAACGAACUACAAAUUGGGGACGACUUUUACGUGUAUCUUCAGGAACCUAGUCGACUGAUCAAUCAUUCAUGUGAGCCCAAUGCUGGAAUUAUUGAUGAUACGGUUCUGAUUGCUGCCCAGGAUAUCCAAAAGGACGAAGAGAUCUGCUUUGACUAUUCCACGACCAUGGAUGAACCAGAAGUUUGGCAGAUGGAAUGCAUGUGUGGAGCCGCCAACUGCCGUGGAUACGCUGCGGACUUUAGGACUCUACCUAUAGACACUCGAAAGAAGUAUCUUCAGUGUGGCCUUGUCCAGAACUUUAUUCGCAAGAAGUACGACAAGGAAACUGGCGAGCCGUCGAACCCUACUGAGAGCUAGUAGGCACUAUGAGCUGGGCAUGUGUGAGUUUGUGUUUUUUUGUUGAGUGUCAUCUUUAGCUUGGCUGCCACCCAAUUAGAUAGAUACCUGUGCCAGUACAAGUAAAAACUUUUGGAAUUGAG
Seminavis robusta is the source of this 854-nucleotide messenger RNA. The record is from the annotation of a GenBank genome assembly. NCBI's taxonomy places the organism in Eukaryota, Bacillariophyta, Bacillariophyceae, Naviculales, Naviculaceae.